AAUCACAUAACCUACCUAGGUAUCUAGCUUGUUAGAAAGGAAAGACUUAAGAAGGCGUAUUCCUACCAUGUAUUUCCUACUCAUAUCAUCCAUCCUCCGCAAGAAUACAAAGCAAUCCCUUCGAUCAGAUAGUCCCCAACUCCUCAUACGCCACCAACAAAUUCCAAGAUGCACUUCGUUAAGACUUCCAUUGCGCUCCUCGGAGCUCUUGCCUCCGCUGCAGUAGCUCUCCCCGUUCAGGAGAAUUCUAUCGUGGCUCGCGAGCCUUCCAAGGAGAAGUACGCAACAUACGAUGCUGCCCAGGGAAUCGAGGAGCGAGACCCCUCCAAGGAGAAGUACGAUACCUACGACGCCGCGCAGGGGGUAGAGAAGCGUGAACCCUCCAAGGAAAAGUACGAUACCUACGACGCCGCGCAGGGGGUAGAGAAGCGUGAACCCUCCAAGGACAAGUACGCUACAUACGAUGCCGCUCAGGGGGUAGAGAAGCGUGAACCCUCCAAGGAAAAGUAUGAUACAUACGACGCUGCUAUUGAACACGAGCAUGAGCACGUACACGAGAAGCGUUCGAAGGAUAAGUACGCCACCUAUGAUGCCGCCCAGGAAGCUGAAAAGCGAGACCCUUCGAAGGAAAAGUACGAUACGUACGAUGCUGCCCAAGAAGUGGAUAAGCGCGAGCCCUCGAAGGAGAAGUAUGACACUUAUGACGCUGCUCAAGGGGUUGAAAAGCGAGAGCCUUCUAAGCAGAAAUACGACACCUACGAUGCUGCUCAGCAGGAGUAAGCAGUACAUGUAUGUACCUAAAGCAUCGUGUAGAUUAGGUCCUUGGGCGAGUCACUGUCCCUUAAAUCGCCCUAUACACGAUACGCUUCUAGGGAAAUUGGCGUAGUAACUAUAAGUUAAGGGUUUGGCCCUGGCUACGAGCUAAGGUGUUUGAGGGUUGGGGGUUUUGAGGGAAUGCUGAAUGGAAUGGGCCAAUAGGGGAGAGGUCGUAUAAGCUUUAAGUCUCCUGGGGACACUCAUUUCAAUGGUAUUUGCUAAGAGGUACCUACUUAAGAUACUUGCCUGUAGAUACGAAUAAAGUACUAUGUCGACCUCA
This is a messenger RNA of Daldinia loculata, 1096 nucleotides long. RefSeq lists its product as uncharacterized. Bases 169 to 780 code for a protein of 203 amino acids. The record is from RefSeq and is a predicted model, not a curated record. Lineage: Eukaryota; Fungi; Ascomycota; Sordariomycetes; Xylariales; Hypoxylaceae. The transcript is spliced from 2 exons.